AUGGAUAAUAUUAGUAAAUACUUGAAGGAGGAGGACUAUUACAUAAAAUUGAAAAUCUUGAAGAAGCAAAUUGAUGUUUUAAAUAUUCAGGAGGAGUACAUCAAGGAGGAACAUAAAAAUUUAAAGAGAGAAUUGAUCCGGUCAAAAAAUGAAAUAAAGAGAAUACAAAGCGUACCUCUAAUCAUAGGUCAGUUUCUGGAUAUCAUUGAUAAUAAUUAUGGUAUUGUUAGCAGCACAGCAGGAUCAAAUUAUUAUGUCAGAAUUCUUUCCACUUUAAACAAGGAAGACUUGAAACCAUCUGUUAGCGUGGCAUUACAUAGACAUAGUCAUUCGAUUGUAAACAUCUUACCAUCUGAAUCAGAUAGUAGUAUACAACUGUUGCAAGUGAGUGAAAGACCAAAUGUUAAAUACACAGAUUUAGGAGGAUUAGAUAUGCAAAAACAAGAAAUGAGAGAAGCUGUUGAAUUACCUUUAAAAAGUCCAGAGUUGUAUGAAAAAAUUGGAAUUGAACCUCCUAUGGGCAUUUUAAUAUAUGGGCCUCCAGGUACAGGUAAGACUAUGCUUGUUAAAGCAGUAGCGAAUGAAACACAAGUUACAUUUAUUGGUGUUGUGGGUUCUGAAUUUGUACAGAAGUAUUUAGGGGAAGGUCCUAGAAUGGUACGAGAUGUGUUCAGACUAGCUAGAGAAAAUUCUCCAUCCAUUAUUUUUAUUGAUGAAGUAGAUGCAAUAGCAACAAAAAGAUUUGAUGCACAAACUGGGGCAGAUAGAGAAGUACAAAGAAUUCUUUUAGAGCUACUAAACCAAAUGGAUGGAUUUGACAAAUCUACAAAUGUAAAAGUUAUAAUGGCUACAAACAGGGCUGAUACUCUAGACCCUGCAUUGUUAAGACCUGGGAGAUUGGAUAGAAAAAUUGAAUUUCCAUUACCUGACAGAAAGCAAAAAAGAUUAAUCUUUCAAACCAUAAUUAGCAAAAUGAACGUAAGCAGUGAUGUAAACAUUGAAAAUUUUGUCGUUCGAACUGAUAAAAUAAGUGCAGCUGAUAUUGCUGCAAUAGCACAGGAGGCCGGCAUGCAGGCCAUAAGAAAAAACAGAUAUAUAAUUACUGCAAAUGACUUUGAGCAGGGUUAUCGCACGCACGUCCGGAAGCAGCUUCGCGAUUACGAGUUUUACAACAUAUAG
Molecule: messenger RNA, 1179 nt
Organism: Plasmodium gonderi
Lineage: Eukaryota; Apicomplexa; Aconoidasida; Haemosporida; Plasmodiidae
Product: 26S proteasome AAA-ATPase subunit RPT3
Exons: 2
Coding region: 1-1179 (392 amino acids)
Biological process (GO): proteasome-mediated ubiquitin-dependent protein catabolic process
Cellular component (GO): proteasome regulatory particle, base subcomplex
Molecular function (GO): proteasome-activating activity; ATP binding; ATP hydrolysis activity
Source: RefSeq, a predicted model, not a curated record